UGAAUGUGACCCGUAAUUAUUUAUGAAUGCUACCGUUGUUAUUAUGUUCAAGAUUUUCAAAAUCUUAAAAUACAUUUAAAGUACACUAAAAUGUCUUAUCGGGAGAUAGAAAAUGAAGCAGAAGAAAAAAUUUUGGGCAAACCAACUGUAAUACGUAAUGCCACCGACUUGCAAAGGCUAAAACUGGAGAAAUUAAUGAAACAUCCUGAUAAACCGGUGCUUCUCCCCGAAAAACCGAAAGACAGAGGAGUACCGAUAGUGCCGGAAUUUGUUCGAAACGUAAUGGGAUCGAGCGCCGGUGCCGGGUCGGGAGAAUUUCACGUUUACAGGCACCUGCGAAGGAAGGAGUACGCACGGCAAAAGUACAUGAGGGAGAAGGGCGAAAGGGAUCGAUUAGAUGACGAGUAUCAUCAGAAGUUGGAAGAUAACAAGAGAAAGGCGGAGGAAAUGACGGCAAAGCGACGAGCAAAAAGACUGAAACGCAAGAACAAGAAAGGCUCUUCUCAAUCCGUGAAAAAGAGUGAAAGCGAGGAAAGCUCGGAGGCGGAGAACGAGGGUGAUGAACGAAGCUGUAACGAGGAUAAUGAGUCUAAAGAAAAAACUGAAAGCAAUGCCAGUGAACAUGAGGAGGGUGUGUCCGAAAAUGAAAGUGAGGAAAAUGCCAGCGAAAUUGAGAAGGAUGUUGUUUGUGACAGGCCUAAAAAUGAAGGUGAAGAGGAAAUUCAACAAAAUCCCAGUAAAGAUGAGCUGGAUGGUGUUUGUGCCAAGUCCAAAAAUGAGAGUGAACACAGUGUGAAUGAAGGUGAUGAUAAAAAUGAUGAGCAUAAUGAACUGUAAUUACUUGCUAAUUUCUGUUAUUUACUUCUUUCUGAUAGGUAUAUAACGUUUUAUUUGAAUGGAAGUAAUGUCAUAAUGAUUGUAUAUAAAAAAUAGUAAAUAGGCUUCUAAAUCGUUUA
Messenger RNA from Photinus pyralis (common eastern firefly), 956 nucleotides. RefSeq names its product PRKR-interacting protein 1 homolog. Gene Ontology annotation, cellular component: nucleolus. The transcript is spliced from 3 exons. Lineage: Eukaryota; Metazoa; Arthropoda; Insecta; Coleoptera; Lampyridae. Bases 91 to 837 code for a protein of 248 amino acids. Gene Ontology annotation, molecular function: double-stranded RNA binding; protein kinase binding; protein kinase inhibitor activity. The record is from RefSeq and is a predicted model, not a curated record. Gene Ontology annotation, biological process: negative regulation of protein kinase activity.